AUGUCGUUGACGGAAGAGCAACUUCGGGCUAUCUCAAUAGCAGAAAGAGUGGGGGGAAGCUCUUCUCUGCUGGGCUGUGCGUUUAUUGUGACGACCUAUUGCGCUUCGCCCGCUUUUCGCAAGCCCGUCAACCGACUGAUCUUCUAUGCUUCCUUCGGGAAUGCUUUCGCGGGUGUUGCGACUAUCAUCAGCAGAGAUGGUGUUUUAGCAGGUCCAAACUCCAGCCUAUGCCAAGCACAGGCAUUCUUUAUUCAAUAUUGGAUGCCAACGGACUCGUUAUGGUCAUUUUGUAUGGCGGUCAAUAUAUACUUGACUUUUUACCGGAGAUACUCAGCAGAAGAUCUCAAGAAGCUUGAAAAGUGGUACUUUGCUCUUUGCUAUGGGUUACCGUUGAUCCUGGCAAUUAUACUGAGCGUCAUAAAGACUGCCGAAAGAGGGAGGGUCUAUGGGCCGGCUCUGCAUAAGACUGACCCCUGCUUAGAUAUGGUGUUCGAUCACGGAACCAUGGCAAUUCUUACGUUUGGUGUGCUUUUAUGGUCCAGUGUGCUUCUCGCAACUUUAGAACUGACUUCCUUUUUACAGGGUGCGGGCGUCCGCAUCUAUCGACAGCAAAAGGCUUUACGGAUGACCAAAGAUGCGCCACCUGCAAACAGAGUGAUCAACGUGACUCGAUCGGUCUCGUUCGAUGUAACCGCCUGUGCAGACAAAGGGGCAACGACGGAGCCAGCCAUGCCAUAUUCGACCUGUAUCGAGUCCCAAAAGUGUCAUUCUGGAAGUGGGUUGGACAUUCAGGUCAAGAAGAAUCACUCUAUGUGGAGUUAUUUCAGAUACUCCUUUAUUUUCUUCAUAGCCAUGGUCGCUACGUGGUUGCCGUCAUUCAUCAAUCGAAUCUAUGGAAUUAUCGAUCCCGCGAAACCAAAUUUUGGCUUGAAUUUGGCGGGUGCAUUUGUCCUCUCUCUCCAAGGGGUUUGGAACGCGAUUAUCUACACAUCGACCACUCUUCCGGUUUUUAAAGCCAAGCGGGCUUCUAUGGUCAAAUCCAGAUCACACGCAAGGCGGCCUGUUAAAACCGCUAGGGGGGGAAUUGACGAUAUCUCGCUUGGGCAUGUGGGAUUUGAUGAGAGGUCUAACGCAGGCAGUACAUCCUCUUUGGCAAUCCGUUCCCCGCCUGAAAACCCCAUCGCCGACGUGUAG
Messenger RNA from Penicillium cosmopolitanum, 1194 nucleotides. RefSeq lists its product as uncharacterized. The record is from RefSeq and is a predicted model, not a curated record. The coding region runs from base 1 to 1194 and encodes 397 amino acids. Gene Ontology annotation, molecular function: G protein-coupled receptor activity. Gene Ontology annotation, biological process: adenylate cyclase-activating G protein-coupled receptor signaling pathway; cell surface receptor signaling pathway. Gene Ontology annotation, cellular component: plasma membrane. Lineage: Eukaryota; Fungi; Ascomycota; Eurotiomycetes; Eurotiales; Aspergillaceae. The transcript has 6 exons.